This is a messenger RNA of Mollisia scopiformis, 890 nucleotides long. RefSeq lists its product as uncharacterized. The coding region runs from base 248 to 790 and encodes 180 amino acids. Gene Ontology annotation, molecular function: acyltransferase activity, transferring groups other than amino-acyl groups. The transcript has 2 exons. Lineage: Eukaryota; Fungi; Ascomycota; Leotiomycetes; Helotiales; Mollisiaceae. The record is from RefSeq and is a predicted model, not a curated record.
CAUCGCUUCUAUCAUAUUCAAAUUCAGAACAUCGAAGAGACUGUGGCAGUCAUAUUUGGCGUAGUUCAUGUUCAAAACAUCCUCAAUUCCCCAGAUUUUCGCUUGUGGAUGUAUCAAUUCUAGUACUCACAUCCCACUCUAUUAGGUUUGAGUCAUGGCCUCAAACAUCAGUGACAGUGCUGUAGGUGACCUUUCAUAAUCAUUGCCCAAGAAUAUACCAGACCUGAAACACUUUGGGAUCCUCAAAAUGUCUUCAUCUCCCUCUACUUGGUAUAAAGAUCAAUUCAUGAUCUCAACAAAUCAAACUUUGCUUCAGCUCGAUGUCAUCAAUAAAGCCUUCGACUCAGACAUUGUGUACUGGACCAAAGGAACAUCGCCAGAGGCAUUAAAGAGCAUGCUAUCCAAAUCUCUCUGUUUUGGAGUCUACGUUCUGCCUCAAUCUUCCUCCGACAUAGCAGGAAGAGCAUCGCCAACUCAAAUUGGCCUUGGCAGAUGCGUUACAGACGAAGCUACAGUCUUCUAUCUGACGGACGUAUUCAUUGUCCCAGAAUAUCAAAAGAAAGGUCUCGGGAAGUGGUUGAUGGAGUGUAUCAAAGAAACUAUGAACUCGUGGCCUGAAUUGAGAACAGCGUUUCUGAUUACCAGUGGGGAGCAUGCCAAGAAGUUCUAUAAGGAAACGCUGGAUUUAACUCCUUUCCAUACGAGAAAGCAGGUCAUUGAUCAUGGGCUGGAGGUGUUGCAUAAGUGGGGGCCGGGAAGUUCUUUCAACAAGGAGAAAAGCGAGUCCUAGGACAUCGAGUAUUUGAUUUUGCUGUACUGUACAUAUGAAGUCCCUCGAAUGUUAGACCAUUGUGUCUAUUGUUGAGAACCGCAGAUCAUUUUCGAUAUUG